AUGUUAAAUAAACCAGAGUUGUCAAAAGAAUUGAGUGUUUUCUUAGAAUUGUUGCAUUAAGAUAAUUGUGAGUAUAAGGGUUAUGAGAAUUAUUUAAUUGGAAGUGAUCUUGAUGAUAUGGAUUGUCAGAAUACGAAAGGAAUCAAUAAAGAUCUUUCAAUAAUUUAUAGUUAACCUGAAAGUGAAGUUUCUACUUAGAGAGAUAAUAACACUCUAAAUAUUGGAGAUUUAUUUUCUGCCAUUUUUAGAGAUCUUGAAAAUUAAAUUUAUUCUUCAUUAUCGUAGAGAAUUAAAUCAUUAUAAGUAAGAUGGUUAUUUAAACCAAGUAAUAAAUUCAUAUUUAUAUGAUGAAAGUAUCUGAAAAAUUGAAUGAGUUCUAAUUGUAGAAUCAAAGCCUUGAAACUAAUAAUAAAUUAUUGGUUGAAGCUUUAAAUUCUUCCCAAUAAGAAAUUCAUGUUUUAGCAGUAUCACAUGAAGACACUUCUAAUAAAUUGAAGAAAUCUAUUCUAGAUUUAAAGAAAUAAUGCGUAAAUUUAAUUUAAAUUUCUUAAUUUAGGAGGAAUUGAAUAAAUCCUUAGCUUACACAUAAUAAAUAAAUUAAAAUUUACUCUAAUAAAUUGACAGAGAACAACAAAAUUAUAAAAAGAAUGAAGAAGAAUUUAGGGAUGCUUCUUAAAGAUUAAUCAAAAGUAAUCAAGCCUUACGGUAUUUCAUUUCUACUAUAAAAUAGUGAAAUUAUUGUAAAUAUUGGAAAUAUAUCCCCUAUGCACAAAACAAAAUUACAAGAAGUCAUUAAAUACCUUACUGAAGGAAGAGAUCAUAAAUAAUCUGAACUUAGAAGUGGACGUAGUUAAUCUAAAAAACAAAAAGAAAAUAAUAGUCUUCAUUAUUGUAUAUGACAAAUUAUCAUUUAGCCACUCUCAACAUUAGCAGUUCAAGAAAUAAAAAAUCAAUGUCUCCAUAAGGAUUCACAUCAACAAGGAAAUAAUAAGGUGUAAAUGUAUUAGAUACAAAUUAUCAGACAUCAUAUAAAGAAUUAUUUUUAAAGAGUUUAAAAGUAACAAAAUAAAAAUGA
Messenger RNA from Paramecium sonneborni, 1075 nucleotides. NCBI's taxonomy places the organism in Eukaryota, Ciliophora, Oligohymenophorea, Peniculida, Parameciidae. The record is from the annotation of a GenBank genome assembly.